Messenger RNA from Gongylonema pulchrum, 810 nucleotides. The record is from the annotation of a GenBank genome assembly. Lineage: Eukaryota; Metazoa; Nematoda; Chromadorea; Rhabditida; Gongylonematidae.
AUGAGUGAUUGCAUCAGUAUCGGCAGAGAAAGGCUCAUUUGCGCCUAUGAUUUAUUUUACAAGCAACUAUGUUUGCUAACGCUCAAAAUUCGGAGCUUAUUUGCAGGUGGGAUCCCACGUAAUAUGGUACUAGAUGAGGCAUGGAAUAGGACAACUCAGUUAUCCGGUCAUGCUGGAGUUUUACCAGUUCACGUGAUCGCUUUCGUUCUUGCAAUUGCAAAUUUUCUCCUGAACAGCUUCAUAUGCCUCGCAUUCCAUCGUAAUCGUCGACUGUUUAACAAAUGUCAUUUGUAUAUAUUUUUUGCAUUUGCAUUUACCAACUGUUUAUCGGGUCUCUUCUCGCAACCAACGCUAAUUAAUUUAUUUAUUCAUAACAAUUUAAACUGCCCACGAUGGACCAUAAUGAUUGGAUCAGUUUUUGAAAUUGCAUUGGAUAGGGUACGCAAAAUUUUGACAAUAGCAAUAGCACUGGAGCGAAAUUAUGCGGUAUUUUUUCCAUCACAGUGUUAUGUUAUGGAUCACUACAAAUUCGCAUAUCGCUUCUGCAUGCUGGCCGUCAUUUGGGGCACUUGUGAUUCCUUAGCUAUGGUUGCUGAGGAUAGUUUUGAAAAGAUUCGGGUCCAUUGUGUUACGACUUCUUCAUCGGGUCCAUAUUUUCACGCCUAUUUUCUGAUCUCAAGUAUCGUGAUGGGUGCCAUACUGCUUGUCACCUACUCGUUGUUUCUUAUCAAAUUAUCUGUGAUGACCGAAUCGCUGUCCAUAUGUCGUAGUGAUAUUCGUGCUCAAGCAAUUCGAGAAAAUAAUCGACAG